This is a messenger RNA of Carlito syrichta (Philippine tarsier), 990 nucleotides long. Its product is annotated as olfactory receptor 1C1. The transcript has a single exon. Lineage: Eukaryota; Metazoa; Chordata; Mammalia; Primates; Tarsiidae. Gene Ontology annotation, biological process: G protein-coupled receptor signaling pathway. Gene Ontology annotation, molecular function: G protein-coupled receptor activity; olfactory receptor activity. Bases 1 to 990 code for a protein of 329 amino acids. The record is from RefSeq and is a predicted model, not a curated record. Gene Ontology annotation, cellular component: membrane.
AUGGAAAAGAGAAAUCUAACAGCCAUCAGGGAGUUUGUCCUUCUGGGACUGCCUGAUUUGGCAGAGCAGCAGCACCUCCUGUCUGUGCUCUUUCUUUGUAUGUACUUUGUCACCGUGCUGGGGAACAUGCUCAUUAUCUUGACAGUUUGCUCUGACUCGCGCCUCCACUGCCCUAUGUAUUUCUUCCUUAGCAACUUGGCCUUUGUUGACAUCUGUUUUACUUCCACUACCAUCCCCCAAAUGGUGGUGAACACCUUGACUGACACACAGACUAUCCCUUUUGCAGGCUGCCUCACUCAGCUCUUUUUCUUCAUUUCCUUUGUAAAUAUGGAGAGCCUCCUUCUCUGUGUCAUGGCAUAUGAUAGGUAUGCAGCGAUUUGCCACCCUUUACAUUAUGCCACCAUAAUGAAUACUCGCCUUUGUGUCCAGCUAGUGGCCGGGCUCUGGCUUGUCACCUACCUCCAUGCCCUUCUACAUACUGUUCUGAUAUUACAUCUAUCCUUCUGUGCCUCCAAUAUCAUCCAUCACUUCUUCUGUGAUCUCAACCCUCUCCUGCAGCUUUCUUGCUCUGACAUCUCCUUCAACGUCAUAGUCAUGUUUAUAGUAGGAGGUCUACUGGCUCUCACACCCCUUAUCUGCAUCCUCAUAUCUUAUGGAUUCAUCUUUUCCACCAUUCUGAAGAUCACUUCUACUCAGGGGAGACAGAGAGCUCUCUCCACCUGUGGCUGUCACCUGACAGUGGUGGUGCUGUUUUAUGGCACAGCGAUUGCUGUCUACUUCAGCCCCUCCUCCUCUCACAUUCCUGAGAGUGAUGCACUGUCAGCCAUCAUGUAUUCAGUAGUGACUCCAAUGCUGAAUCCAUUCAUCUACAGUCUAAGGAACCGGAAUAUGACGAGAGCACUUCAGAAAAUGUUUUGUAAGCGUAUUUCAGAAGUGAUAACAACCCCAAUGACUGAAUAUAAGAAAAAGCAUAUUUCUAGGCAGCCAUAA